Eurytemora carolleeae is the source of this 1461-nucleotide messenger RNA. Its product is annotated as splicing factor U2AF 50 kDa subunit. The transcript has 3 exons. Gene Ontology annotation, biological process: mRNA processing. The coding region runs from base 36 to 1283 and encodes 415 amino acids. Gene Ontology annotation, cellular component: nucleus; nuclear speck; U2AF complex. Gene Ontology annotation, molecular function: poly-pyrimidine tract binding; pre-mRNA 3'-splice site binding. The record is from RefSeq and is a predicted model, not a curated record. NCBI's taxonomy places the organism in Eukaryota, Metazoa, Arthropoda, Copepoda, Calanoida, Temoridae.
UUUGAUUUCUGAAUAUUUCAGACUAGUUUCUGAACAUGGGAGAAGAUCGGAAGCAUGAAGAUAGAUCCCGGGACAGGUCUCCUAGACGUAGAUCUAAGUCUAAAGACCGAAGACGAUCUCGGUCCAAGGACAGGAAAAAGACUAGCAAGAGGCGUAAGCCCUCUCUAUACUGGGACGUACCUCCCCCAGGGUUUGAGCACAUUACUCCGAUCCAGUAUAAGAGUAUGCAGUCCGCUGGUCAGAUUCCGGCAACACUCAUGCCGGAUACUCCUCAGGCUGCUGUAGCUGUAGUUGGAAGCUCUAUAACUCGGCAAGCUAGAAGAAUCUAUGUCGGAAAUCUACCGUUCGGGUUUACAGAAACAGAAAUGAUAGAUUUCUUUAACCAGCAAAUGCAUCUGAACGGUUUAGCGCAGGCCGAAGGAAAUCCAAUGCUAGCCUGUCAUAUUAACAGAGAUAAAAACUUUGCUUUCCUUGAGUGUCGAUCCAUCGACGAAACAACAACAGCAAUGGCAUUCGACGGUAUCAAUUUUAAAGGCCAGUCUCUGAAGUUACGUCGACCCCGUGACUACCAGCCACUCCCCAGCGGGAGUGGACUGGAGAAUGUUGGAGGUGGUAUGGGCGCAAUGCCGGGUAUCGUGAGCACUGUUGUUCCGGACUCAGCGGACAAGAUCUUCGUCGGUGGUAUUCCGAACUAUUUGAACGAGGAUCAGGUUCAGGAGCUCCUGGUAUCCUUCGGGCAGUUGAAAUCCUUCAACCUUGUCAAGGAUAUAGGAACAGGAUUAUCCAAGGGUUACGCGUUUGCAGAGUAUCUCGACUCAAAUAUCACAGAUCAGGCGAUUGCUGGAUUAAACGGUAUGCAGCUUGGUGACAAAAAGAUCAUUGUCCAGCGAGCUAGUAUCGGCUCCAAAACAAUGGGAGCCGGUAUGCCCGCCCAGCUCCAGGUUCCUGGUCUGGUGGGAGCAGGACCUGGAGCUCCUACAGAGGUUCUCUGUCUUCUCAACAUGGUGGUUCCCGAAGAGCUGACAGAUGAGGAGGAAUACGAAGAUAUCUUGGAGGACAUCAGAGAAGAAUGCGGAAGAUUCGGAGAAAUUAGAAGCAUUGAGAUCCCUCGUCCCGUGCCUGGUAUAGAUGUUCCCGGCUGUGGGAAGGUCUUCAUCGAGUUCGGUAGUAGCACUGAGUGCCAGAAGGCCCAACAUGCGCUCACCGGAAGGAAAUUCGCCAACCGUGUCGUUGUAACAAGUUAUUUUGACCCUGACAAAUAUCAUCGCCGAGAGUUUCAAUAAUUUUUCAUUCAAUGUUUAGAAUUCUGAUGAAAAAUGAUAUUGUACUUUGUAUUGAAAAGUAAGAAUAUAAUUCUCCCUAUGUCUGUAUUUUUUUGUGUUCCAAGUAUUAAUAAAAGUUUCUCUUUUAUAAAUGCUAUAAAAUGCCCAAUCAAGCAUUCAAACUUUUUGCUUUUCAGAA